CCGCCGCAAUCGAAAAAUUCACAUUCAGUCACACCAUGAGUUCUGGUCAGGUCCUUCACAUGAGUUCUUUCUUGAUUUUGGUCUUCUUGGCCGGUUUGAUUGACAAGUCAGCAAGCUAUUUGAUUUCUGAUAAUUCUCCAAAACCUGUUGCUGCUGCUGCAGCUGCUGUCACGGGGAUUCAAUGUUUUGUUGGUGGUGAGUGCCUCGACUCAUUGAUCGUAGAUGUUACACCCACCAACACUUCCUCCAUGUGUUUGCACCAUUGCCAGCAAACCCGGGGCUGCGAAUGGUUCACGUACUACAAGGACACAAAGUUGUGCGCUUCCCUCUCGGUGUGCUUGCGCCUUAACCAAACCAUCUGCGGGGACAAUUGCGUGAGUGGUGAGGACGAAUGUCCCGAGUUCUAUUGUGGCGUCAAGGGCAAGUGUCUGGGAGCAUUGGAGGGCAUGCGAUUGGUAGAGACCGUGGAUGAAUGCAAGGCCAAAUGCAAUGCUGAGGCCCGAUGCAAAUGGCACUCAUUUGACCCAUCCACCAAGGUGUGCUCCAUGACGGCCGAUUGUCCAGCCUUGGAUGCCAAGUGCGAAACUUGCAUUGCUUCUGAGCGAGCUUGUGAGACUGGUCAGGUGUCCGUGCCACGGAACAACACCUUGAUGGCUGUUCCUCAAAAAUACGCAAAAGUUAUUACUAAAAAAUGAGGAUUGCAACAAAAGCAACAAUUUCUAGUUGAGGAACAAUGAUUGCUAUCCAGCGAUUGUACAAUAGACCGUAUACGUUACAUAUUAUUACCGAAACAUUUCCAGCACCAUUUAUCUUGUUGUUACUAUUUUGUUACUCAAUGCUGUAAGCCGUUAUAUUGUGGAAUGAAUAAAUGACUCAAACUAGG
Tigriopus californicus is the source of this 883-nucleotide messenger RNA. RefSeq lists its product as uncharacterized. The coding region runs from base 36 to 695 and encodes 219 amino acids. The record is from RefSeq and is a predicted model, not a curated record. The transcript has 2 exons. Lineage: Eukaryota; Metazoa; Arthropoda; Copepoda; Harpacticoida; Harpacticidae.